AUGGCUUCUACAUCCGGAAAAAAGCGCUCAUAUAAAGAAGCAUUUUUACAAUGGGGUUUUACGAAUAUUGUGGACAGAAAUAUAGAAAAGCCUCAGUGUGUUUUAUGUAAUAAAGUGCUUAAUCCAGAGAGCAUGAAACCGAGCAAAUUAAAAGAACACUUCGAGAAAGUUCACAAAGAGUUUGUAGGUAAAGAUUUACAAUUUUUUAAGAGAAAAGAGAGCGUUCUGAAAUCUUCUCGAAUGGAUUCCACAGGAAAUAUGCAAAAGGCAAACGAGUCGUGUCUUGAAGCUUCAUUUCAAAUUUCUUAUCGUAUUGCUAUGAACAAAAAACCGCAUACUAUUGGAGAGGAUCUUAUCAAACCUUGUUUGUGUGAUGCAGUAUCGCUCGUUAUUGGAGAACAACAUGUGGCUAAGAUUAAACAAAUAUCACUCUCAAAUACAACAGUUCAAAAACGCAUUUCAGACAUGAGUAACGAUAUUUUGGCAACCGUUAUUGAUGAAAUUAAAGCAAGUGAUAUGUUUGCGCUGCAAUUAGAUGAGUCUACGGAUGUAGCUUCAUGUUCACAAUUGCUGUUAUUUACUCGUUAUAUCAAAAAUGACCAUGUAAAAGAGGAAUACCUGUUUAGCAAGUCUUUGCCCACCACUACGCGUGGCGAAGACGUAUUUCAAACGCUAAAACAAUUUAUUGAGGAAAACGGACUGGACUGGUCAAAGCUGGUUGGCGUUUGUACGGAUGGGGCGCCUUCCAUGAUGGGUGUUCGUUCUGGAUUUCAAGCACUUGUGAAACAAGUUGCUCCUCAAAUUUUAUCUUAUCAUUGUCUAAUACACCGCUACGCUUUGGCCGUUAAGACGCUUCCACCAGAUUUGCUAAGCACGUUGAAUGACGUAGUAAAAAUUGUAAACCAUAUUCGUGGCAGUGCUACAAACUCGAGGAUCUUCAAAGUUUUAUGCGAUGAAGUUGGUGCAAAAUUUAAUUCUCUUUUGUACCACACAGAGGUACGUUGGUUAUCUCGAGGAAAAGUUUUGAACAGGGUGUACGAGCUUCGUGAAGAAAUAGGAUUAUUUUUGGAAAAACAGAGAACACAAAAAGAGAAAGAGUUUUUCUCAAAAAUAAAAGAUAAAAUAUUCAUUGAAAUGCUAGCGUAUCUUGCUGAUUUUUUCAGUGAAAUUAACGGUCUUAAUCUCUCAUUGCAAGGAAAUAUGACGAAUAUUUUAACAGCGCAGGAUAAAGUUGCUAGUUUUGUGCGUAAAUUGGAACUUUACCAACGCAGAGUGCAAGCAGAUGAUGUGUCGAUGUUUACACAACUGUGUGAGCAAUUAAAUACGGAACAAAACGAAAUCACGUUUAAAAACUCUGUGAUUCAACAUUUAUCUGCAAUAAUAGAUUCACUGAAGCAGUAUUUUCCGGACUUGGAUAAUCGUCAGUCGAACUCUUGGAUAUUAAGACCGUUUUCUACUGAUGAUGAUAUUAUUCGAGACGAAGAUGUGGCGGCAAAAGUGGAAUUUCUUGGAUUACGCGAGAAUAGUACUUUGAAAGUAGAAUUUCAGAAUUAUGAUCUCAGCACAUUUUGGAUCAAAACAGGUGCCGAGUAUCCUGUUUUAUGUAACAGAGCUUUAAAAAUGCUAAUACCAUUUGCCACCACCUACAGGUGUGAGAGUGGGUUUUCUACUUUAGUAACACUGAAAACAAAGGCCAGAAAUCGUCUCAAUGUGGAACAUGACUUGAGAUGCGCUUUAAGUGAAACUAAACCUAACAUUAAAAAACUUGUUAAUGCAAAACAAUACCAACCUUCACACUGA
Pararge aegeria (speckled wood butterfly) is the source of this 1800-nucleotide messenger RNA. Its product is annotated as SCAN domain-containing protein 3-like. Lineage: Eukaryota; Metazoa; Arthropoda; Insecta; Lepidoptera; Nymphalidae. The transcript has a single exon. Gene Ontology annotation, molecular function: protein dimerization activity. The record is from RefSeq and is a predicted model, not a curated record. Bases 1 to 1800 code for a protein of 599 amino acids.